This is a messenger RNA of Rotaria sp. Silwood1, 1733 nucleotides long. The record is from the annotation of a GenBank genome assembly. Lineage: Eukaryota; Metazoa; Rotifera; Eurotatoria; Philodinida; Philodinidae.
UACGUCAUGAUAUUCUAUUGACAUAUAGACAUGAUUUACCAAUAACUAUUUCGUGUUUAGAUGAAAUUAAAACUGAACAGUCUUUAAUGAGUUUGGAUAAAAAUGAAUAUACACUUUUAUGGAAUCAAGCAUUUAUCUAUUAUCUUGUUAAUGUUCCUGAUACAGAUAUGAAUAGAUUGAAACAAAAUAUGAUAGAACAAUGUCAACUAGAAUAUUCAAAUAAUCAAAUUCAAUUAAAUUAUAUUAAUAAAUUCGAUAAGGAGUGUACAUCCGAUAAUGUAUUAAAUUGGUAUACACAAGAUUCAUUUGUCUAUCGACUUAUAAAUAGAGCAUUUCGUAAGCGAAAUAUUGAUUUAAUUUGCAAAUUUCGAUAUUUUAUCAUACUCUUAUAUAAAAAACUAAAGGAAUUAUCGAUAAAACAACAAAAAGAAAAUUAUUCGACUGUUUAUCGAGGACAAAUUCUCGGUAAAAAUGAUUUAGAGAAUUUACAGUCCAAUAUUGGAUGUCUAAUAUCAAUAAAUACAAUUAUGUCAACAUCACGUAAUGAACAUGUUGCGCGUGAAUAUAUAUCUGGUGCUGAAGUUGGAAUUAUAUUUGAAAUUGACACUAUAAGUGCAAAUGAUAAUAUUCUUCAUCCACGUGCUGAUAUUUCUCAGUUUAGCUCAAUGUCAGAUGAAGAAGAAAUUUUAUUCUUUGCCGGUGCAGUUUUUCGUAUUAAUUCUGUACAAAAAGAAAAUGAUUCCACAUGGAUUAUUAAACUUACUCUAAGUAACGAAACAGCCGAACAGAUGGAACAACUAAUGGAUGGUAUCAAAGAGCAGUUCACUUCUAUAACAUGUUGGCAUCAUUUUUUUAUGAAAAUAGAUGAUUGGACUUUGUUCGGAAAAUAUUAUAAAAUAUUAACACAAAAAUCAGCUUCAUGGAAGGAUAUAAUGACAGAUGUGUACGGCGUUAAUUUAUAUUAUCUAUUUAGCAUUUUAGGUGAUUACGAAAAAGUUACAGAAUACUACAAAGAACUUUUAUUCAAUGAAAAAUUUAUUGAUUAUCCAAAACGUAUUAUUCUUAACAUUAUGAUUGGUUAUAAUUACUUUCAUCUUUUUCAAUAUGAUAAUGCUUUAUUUCACUAUGAUAUUGCACUUUCAUCAUUAGAUGAUAACAAUAAAUUAAGAGGUGAAAUUUAUAUUCAUAUUGGUGAUGUAUGGAGAGUAAGAGAUAAUGUUGAAACUGCAUUAUCAUAUUAUAAAAAAUCAUUAGAAAUUUUUAUGAGUCAAGAUGUUCAUCCUCGUGAUGUGGCUAAACUAUGUAGAAAAGUAUCUGAUAUCUAUCUAGAACAAAAUAAUUAUGAAGAUGCCAUUAUUUAUCAGGAACAAGCAGAUCUAAUUGAUGAGAAUUAUAGACAAAGAUCAGAAUUUGAUACCGAAACAUCAUUGAAAUAUUUUCAAAAUCAAUUAGAUAAUCAACCGGGUCUUUCACAAUUUCAACGUGCCAAUACGUUAUAUUCAAUCGGUCUAUGUUUUAUUAAGAAAAGUGACUAUUCUCAAGCAUUAGAAAAGCUUUUACAAGCAAAAGAAUUGUUUGAAAACGAUUUACCAUCAUACGAUAAUUUUGCCCAUAUAUUUGUUACACUCUUUAAUAGUAUUGCAUUGGUUUAUGCACUGUUGAAGGAUAAUUUCAACGCAUUGAUUAUGUUGAAAAAGGCUAGUGACAUACAAAUGUGUUUUCCUUCAUCUUAG